AUCCAGUUAAUUUAUUUUCCCUCAUCAUUCCUUUACCAGCCUAACUAAACGACAGCUUUUCUUUCUCAUUUGCCAUGGCCCUUACUGAUAUCAAGACGUUGGCACAGGAACUCAGUAAGGAGUACAACGCCCCUAACCCUGACCUUGCUAAGUGCGGGCAGUAUCUGUCAAAGCUCAAGAUUGCAUUGAUUGAGCUUCAGUACCUGACACAUGAAGGCAAGCACAACAACAUCGAAGAACUGACCUUAGCACGUGAUGUGCUCGAAAUUGGCGCACAAUGGAGUGUUCGUACAAAGGACAUUCCCUCAUUCGAGAGAUACAUGGCUCAACUUCAGACUUACUACAAUGACUACAGCGAACUACCUACUUCUCCAUUGAAAUACAACUUGAUUGGCCUUAAUUUGUUAUGCCUGCUGUCGCAGAACAGAAUUUCAGACUUUCACACUGCAUUGGAGACGAUUGAAUCUCAAGAGUUACUUAACAACCCUGCGAUCCAACACCCCAUCAAAUUAGAACAAUCACUCAUGGAGGGCAGCUAUAAUCGUGUCUGGAGCUCAAGAGCGGAUGUGCCUUCGAAGGAAUAUCUUUUUUUCAUUGACAUCCUGAUGGACACUAUCAGAAACGAAAUCGCAAGUUGCAGCGAAAAAGCCUACAGCAGUCUGCCUUUGAAAGAUGCAGGAACCCUUCUGUUCUUCACAAACAUGGAAGACAUCUUGAACUUCGCAAAAGAGAGGAAUUGGAAAGUCAACCCAGUUGAACAAAAAGCUUACUUCCACUCAGAUGCAGACGAGAGGAUCAGUAUCCCAGCCAACCAGAUUAUCAAGCAGACCAUGUUUUAUGCUAGAGAUAUGGAUCGAAUCGUUUAAGCUAUGGUUCUGCCUUAUUACUAGGGAGAGUAUAUUAGGGAAAUAAAGGACUAUUAGAAGUAGGAGAGUGGCAAGGCUGCCUUAAUGCUGUAUUCAUCAAGGAAUAAAGCACUGGAAAAACGAAAAACGAUGUAGACUU
Lobosporangium transversale is the source of this 1005-nucleotide messenger RNA. Its product is annotated as SAC3/GANP/Nin1/mts3/eIF-3 p25 family-domain-containing protein. NCBI's taxonomy places the organism in Eukaryota, Fungi, Mortierellomycota, Mortierellomycetes, Mortierellales, Mortierellaceae. The transcript is spliced from 6 exons. Gene Ontology annotation, biological process: proteasome-mediated ubiquitin-dependent protein catabolic process. The coding region runs from base 75 to 866 and encodes 263 amino acids. Gene Ontology annotation, cellular component: proteasome regulatory particle, lid subcomplex; nucleus; cytosol. The record is from RefSeq and is a predicted model, not a curated record.